CGUAUUAAACGAGGGAAGAACGAAUAUUAUGUUUGUAUGUGUAAGAUAGUUGUGCUUCGGGUUUGUCCGUCAGUUUCCGGAAUUUAAAUAGGAAAAAGUACUGGAGGCGGGUUAAGUGUUGGAUUUAAGUUGUGGUGUUUGGAAGAAGUGGCUACCAUGCAUCGUCACACGCGGAUGAAGAAGGAACUUCAGAUGCUGAAGGAUUCACCGCCACCCGGCAUUGCCUGUUGGCCGAAAGGAGACAGUAUUGAGAAUUUAGAGGCUCAAAUCAUUGGUGGCAGUGGUACUCCUUAUGAAGGCGGAGUUUUCAAGCUGAGCAUCCAUCUCCCUGAACGGUACCCCUUUGAGCCUCCAAAAGUGAACUUCUCGACCCCGAUUUAUCAUCCAAACAUUGAUGCUGCUGGAAGGAUUUGUCUCAAUGUUCUGAAACUCCCACCAAAUGGUGGCUGGAAGCCAUGUUUGAAUAUCAGUACAGUGCUGACCUCUAUACUGGUGCUUAUGAAUGACCCUAAUCCUGAUGACCCCUUAAUGGCCGACAUUGCUGAGGAAUUUAAAUACAAAAAGUCAGAAUUUUUGCUGAAAGCUGCAUCCUACACCAAGAAGCAUGCUUCAGGAAACUCCGCAACUGUGGUCAAUGUUCUCACUGUCCAGGACAACGGAGCUGAAACCACAGGAACGGGGACCCAGCUUGGCAAAAGACCCCUUGUCCACGAACAGCGCAAAUCAACUGGCAAAUGUCCAAGGAAUGAGAACACAAAUUCAUGAAUUAGAAAAGCAUUUACAUGGCCCUUCCUACGUGAUUUGAUUGAGGUUUUACAACUUGGAGAUUCGCAGGAGGGGUUGGCACUGACGAAAGCAGUGAUGAUAAUAAUGUUGCUGGCAGCUGACGGCCUGCUGGGAUGGAGUGAAAUAAUUUUGGUAGUGUUUUGGUAAAUGUGAUAUUAUAAAGUUCUGUAUUUGACCACAUAAGGUCAGUUUAGAUAUGUGUGUAUAUAUAUAUAUAUACAUACUCACAUGCAUACAUAUACACACACACACACAUAUAUGUAUAUAU
Octopus sinensis (East Asian common octopus) is the source of this 1054-nucleotide messenger RNA. RefSeq names its product ubiquitin-conjugating enzyme E2 T. The record is from RefSeq and is a predicted model, not a curated record. The coding region runs from base 157 to 765 and encodes 202 amino acids. The transcript is spliced from 7 exons. Lineage: Eukaryota; Metazoa; Mollusca; Cephalopoda; Octopoda; Octopodidae.